Messenger RNA from Neolamprologus brichardi, 4536 nucleotides. RefSeq names its product centrosomal protein 112 (gene cep112). Lineage: Eukaryota; Metazoa; Chordata; Actinopteri; Cichliformes; Cichlidae. The record is from RefSeq and is a predicted model, not a curated record.
CAGAGAGGAAGGUAUGUCCAAAGCAAAACCAGAUACACUCCGGAUUAUCCUCCCAAUGGCAUGGAAGGUGUUGAACGGCCUGCACAGAGCUAACCUGCUGAACUGUUUUGCAUGGAAGUACACUCAAAGCUCUGGACAAGUGCUGGAGCUUUGCCUGCUGUAGACGGACCGCACGCCUUCCCUCUGCCUGGACCACAGCUGAGCGCUUCUUUUUCAUUCGGAGUGACGUCGGAGAAGCCCGCCUUCACGUACCGUGGGAAUAUUUCACUCCAAGUUCAGCGCACGAUUAAUCAGAGGCGAUUCUUGCAUAAUCUAUGCAAAGAAAUUAAAUAAGCAAAAGGUGUAUUUUAUUAUUUGUUGGAAGACAUUUUUAUUUUCUAGCAAAGUAAAAACAUAUGCUGACUAAUGGUACAUCAGAAUGGGUCAACUAUAUUUAAUUAUCCCUAAAAGAAUGCGCAAAGUGCACUCUAUGGAUUCGAUUUUCUGUAAGCACCCAACUAUUUCCUUAUUUGCUGUACUUGUUAGAAAUGACUAUACCAUCAGCUGGGAUUCUGAAAAGUUUCACCAGUGCUAAAUAAAGACACAAAAGAAAAAAAAGCUAGGAAAUGGCUUUACUAUUCUGCUUCUUUUUACACUGGAGUAAGAAAAACAUACGAGGAUCAUAUGAAGGAAACUUCCAUCACUUGCUGAAAGCAAAUAAAACUGCGGGCGUUUAGCGCCAUCGUGUGGACUUAAACUAGAUCCGAUACAUCCGUGGCUACAGUGGAGAAAGAUUUGACUGCAUUUGAUACCACUCGGCCUGAUGUUUAUUUAAAACCAUAUAUAUAUAUUCAUUCAUGCCACAGGCAAAAAUCUCCUUUAAGAAUAGACUUUAUAGACGUAUUUUAAAACAAGCUGGAAAAUAAAAGUGUGAGCAAACCAGAGACCUCGAACUGCAUAUAAAUUAUUAAAUAAACGUAUUAAGCUGUAAAAUGCCAGGGACAAAUAUGUACACAUACUUAUGUACGUCUACGGACGCAAAGGAGACGUGUUUCUAUGGCAACAUGGAGACGCUGCAUGUCUGCGGAAAACGGAUGUUGCGUAGCUGGAGGACUCUAAAGUUUUGAACCGUUUUGAGCGGCGGAAUCAGUGCUCAGGGAACGCCGCUUUUUGGUUAAGUUUUUACAUGUUCACUAACAGUGUGCCCCGUUUUAGCACGUUCUCGUUCUGCUCGUGAAAGCCAAACGAAACCGUAAGAGAGGAAAGGACGAGCGUUACGUUUGCUCGCUUUAGCUCGGCUAACGGUAUUUGCAACAUGUUUGCUAAUGCACUGCUCGAGUCCCAGUCAAGUAGCUAAUAAUUAGAGUUUGGGUUUUUUAAAUAUGCUGGUUAUUUUAGUUAAUGUUAGCAUGCUAGUUGUCAUGCUGUCGUAAGGUUUCCGCUUUGGAUUACUGUUUAACUAAUGUUAAUAUAUGUAGUGUUUGUCAACAAAGCAGCACAGCGUACUCGUUGUUAGUGUCUUUUUUCACUUGCAUACUCCAUAUAGAUCACCAUGAGCAAAUAUGAGCUGUCAUCGGAGAGACUGGACACUGAGUUUGACCAUUUUCUGCUGGACAUGAAGCCAUAUGUCCUCAAACACCCAAGCAAGACAGAGCGUCAGCGCUGUGCCCAAUGGAUAAAGAAGCUGUGCGACCCAGCCACAUGUGGUUCAGGUCUGAUUGGUCGCAAGAACCGCAACAUGUAUGCCCGUUUGCUCCUUCAGAUGCUCAAAAGAGGGGUCCUGGAUGGGCCUUUCACCAGCAAACCAGAGCCAGGAAGCCUUAAAACACUUCCUACAUACAUGUCCAUCUACUUUGAUGAGCCAAUGAGCAGCCUGAGUGUGGAGCACGGUGUUAGAAGCCUGCCUGACUGGGUGACGGGGGAGCUGAGUGGCUGUUCUGAUGACAGUUUAACAAUGGAUCUGCUUAAGGACAAACCCAGUUCUACACCUGUUAAAGAUCAUCACAGGAGAAGGCCAUAUGAGGAUAGGGCAGCAUCACGACCCGUGUCUUCCAGUCCACUGAGACAAUCACCCAGACAAGUUACAAGAAUGGUGGAUGGGGAGCCAAACCACAUGUCUCCCGAUGACAGUGACCUGGAGGCUCGUCUCAACAGCUGGAACCUGGGGAUUGAGAAGCCAAGGUAUUUGCGAGAGGAACCCGUUCCCUUGUCACCAAUUUUCAAGUCAAGCUUUGGGGGGAAGAGUAACUUGGCCAGUGAUCAGGGUGCACAACUGUUACAGAGCAAAGAGACCGAGAUGAAGAUCAAAGUGUUGGAGGCCAAGCACCAGGAGGAAAAACUGAAGAUGCAGCAGAGACACGAUGCAGAGGUUGAGAAAAUUCUGGACCGAAAAAAUGGUGAGAUUGAGGAGAUGAAGAGCCUUCACCGGACCAGGCAGAAAGAAUCAGAGGAGACGAUCCGUAAGCUGGAGAAGAAAGUUCAAAGUGUGCUGCGGGAAUCCCAGGUCAUCUGCGAGAGCAAAGAGAAGCAGAUUGCAGAGCUGAAGAAGAUGUCGGAUCAGAGCGCCGACUCUUUAAAAAAUGAGUGGGAGAAGAAGCUGCAUGCUGCCGUGACAAAGAUGGAGCAGGAGAAGUUUGAAUUGCAGAAGAAACACACACAGAAUAUCCAGGAACUGCUGGAGGACACCAACGUCCGACUGGCUAAGAUGGAGUCUGACUAUAAUGCACGGUCACAAGCAACUGAGCAAACGAUGAGAGAGCUCGAGCUCCGGGUGAAACAGCAGUCAGCAGAAGUGGAGAAGGGCAACACGCUGCGUCAGAAAGUGACACAGGAGAAGGCUGAGCUGGAGAUCCACAUUGCAUCUAUCAGCACUGAACUCCAGGAGGCCAACAGACGGAUUAUGAUCCUGCAGAAGGAGAAGGAGGAGCUGAGCGAGCAGCAUGAGCAGGCCACGCAGAAGCUCCAAGUCAAGUACGAGACCGACUUGAGCCACUUGCACCAUGAGCAUGCUCUCUCCGCUGCUAAGGCCUCUGAGGUGAUGGCAGAUUUAGAGAAAACUGUGGCUCAGAUCAAACAGCAGCUCGAGGACAGUGAACAUCGAAGACACCAACAAGUCAGGGAUCAAGAGAUGAAGUUUCAGCAGGAAAAAGAUGAACUGCUGAUCAGCUGUGAGAAAAAGGUUUUGGCACUUCAAACUGAGGCAGAAAAGGAAAAGGCAGAGGCUAAAAGGAAGAUAGCCAAACUGGAAGAAGCACUCAGGGAGAAGGAGAGCCAGCUGGACAGAGCCAGGGAGAGCCAAAGACAGCACAUCCAGCAGGCAGAUAUGGCGCUGGAGCAGUUCAAGAAACAGGUGGAGCUCAGCUCCGAGAAGGCCUACGCUGACAUGAAACUGCAGAUGGAGAAGGUAGAGGAGGACCUGAAGCGCUCCAGGUCCCUCAGGGAGAAGCAGGCCAAAGAGUUCUCGCAGCAACUCGACGACCUCAGACAGAAGUUCGAGCAGCAGAUGGCUGAGCAGCGCAUGCAGCACGAGCAGGAGAGGACGCGGCUACAGCAGCAGCACAGCGCGGAAAAGGACAGCCUGGUCCAGGAGCACCAGCGGGAGGCGAGCAGCCUGGAGAGGCAGGCCAGGGCCGCCCUACAACAGCACCAGCAGCACACCCAGGAGUGGAGGAAGCGCGAUGCCCAGACAAUUGCAGAUUUGGAGGCCCAGUUGUCAGAGCUACGUGAGGACCUCAAGAAGGCCCAUGCCCAGCAUAAGCAGCAGCUGGCCGAGAUGGCGUUGCUCCAGGAGGAGGAAAAGCAAAGAGCAACCCAGGACAAACGGGCAACCCUGGACCGGCUCGAGAGAAACCACCAGCAGGAGAAGGAUGCUGCACUUGAGAAGACCAACAGCAGGCUGAAGCAGAUUGAGAGGGAGUACAGUCAGAAGCUUGCCAAAUCUGCCCAGCUAAUUGCGGAGCUACAGACGUCUGUAUGUGACUCAAAGGAGGAGGCGAUACGUCUGCAGACGGCAAUGGAGAAGCAGCUAAAAGAGGCCAAUGCUCGUUGGGAAGAGGAAAGAAAGACAGUAACCCACCGUGCCGAUCAGACCCACAAGGCUCUGCAGGAAAAGGUGGAAAGUCUACAGAGACAGCUGCACUUGGCAGAGAAGAAUCUGCUAAGCAAAGAGCUGGAGACUGAAGAGAAGGUAACCAUGGUACAUAAGGAGUAUGAGGAGAAGAUCAAAGGUCUGAUGCCAGUGGAGCUCAGGCAGGAGCUGGAGGACACAAUCAGCUCACUGAAAGCUCAGGUUAACUUCCUUCAGAUGAGAGCCUCUUUGUUACAGGAAGACCUGGAUGCCUGUCGCAGCAGCAGGUAACAGCACGAUAACGUCAGGCUGAUCUUCCGCCCGGAUAUGAAGGACGGCGUCGCCGAUCAGGUGUGAGCGCUGUUGGCUGUUACGAGUAUUUGACACACCUGCCACGUCAUCUUUUACUUUGAAAGACUGUUUUUUUUCUCCAUUGGUUUAACAUCUGAAAUAUUUAUUCAUUGUCAGAUUUUAGUUUUGUCUUGUUCAAA